Molecule: messenger RNA, 2407 nt
Organism: Carassius gibelio (silver crucian carp)
Lineage: Eukaryota; Metazoa; Chordata; Actinopteri; Cypriniformes; Cyprinidae
Product: GDP-L-fucose synthase
Exons: 11
Coding region: 1220-2185 (321 amino acids)
Biological process (GO): nucleotide-sugar biosynthetic process
Molecular function (GO): GDP-L-fucose synthase activity
Source: RefSeq, a predicted model, not a curated record
AGAUCUUCCCAUCUGAUUGGCUGCGGGGAGCUUGAACACUGGAAACCAAAAAAAGACAAAAUCAUUGGACACUGCCAUCGAGGCCUUCUAUUUUAAUCUCUUAAACUCAUCUUUGAUAAUCAAAAUGACACAUUAUAUUUUUUUCCCCUUGUAAAUCAUUUCUUUGUCUUAAAAGUGGCUUGAAUGUAACUCUACACUCUUACCUCAUUGAGUAUGUGCUGAAUCAUUCAUAUGUUUUAGUCCCCGCCUCCACUCAAUCGCACCAGCUUGGACCUGCUCCAUUUUCACUCAUUAUAAAGCACGCAAAGUGUAAAGUGCAAAAACGUGUAAACCUUUGAGCAGAUAUUAAAAGUCACGCCCUGUAAGUUGACAGGAUUGGUGACAGAGUCUUUGUUACACCGCAGUUUUAAUGAGAACAUCCUCAAUGGUGUCGAGUGAUGAAUUAUUUAAACAUAUUAAAACACCAGACAGACAUGCAAACAGGGUUAAAAACUUGACUUUCACCAUGAGGUCUUUAGACAUUUUAUUUGUGCUCUGUACUGUGGUUGGUGCUGUACAUUUUCUUCUGUUUUUACCGGUCUGUCAAACAGGGCAUUUUCUGGGUUUGUUUUCUCAUGAUAUGUACUGUACAUUUUAACAAUGCACUCAUAUUUAAAAUAAUUAGUUGAAUGUGCUUUUUAUAUGUGUUUGAAGUUUUAAAGGUUCCCAAACCAUGCAAAUUUUAUUUAAUUCCCAGUAUCAUACAAUUAUGUUGUGGAUUAUAUAAAAAAAAAAAAGUCAUGAAGAAAAGUGAGAUUUGCAAACAGAAGCUCAAUAUUUUUUUUUUUUAUGUGAGAGUUCCACACAUUUGUCUUGUUUUUUGUAAUGAAUUUUCUCAUUGAAUCAAUCACACUUAUAAUCAUUGUAAAGCAGUCAUUUCUCUUGCUUCUGUUUGGGUGUAAUAACAUCUGUUAAAAGUAACAGCUAUUCAAUAAACCCUGCAGUUUUUUCAACCAUCAUUUCACUUCCUGUAUUCUGCUCUUACACAACUUCCUAUGUCUGCCUUGUGGCUCAUAGAAGACAGGUUACGACUAAAUGCAAUGUUAACUGGUUUUGGAUAUCAAACUUGGAUCUGGUAAAGAGGCUGGAUCAGAAACUUUAACCAUCAACUAAAACGUCUGAACUCUGAAAGCGAAAACAAGGAAACACCUGACUGCAGUCCAGAAACACCAGAGAGAAGAUGGACGGGUCAGUAGGGCCGAUGCGAGUGUUGGUGACGGGCGGAAGUGGGCUGGUGGGGCGAGCGAUAGAACGGGUGGUAAAAGAAGGUGAAAAGAGAGAAGGAGAAAAAUGGAUAUUCCUGUCGUCCAAAGAGGCCAAUCUCGUGAGCGCUGAAGAGACGAGAGCAGCCUUCGAGAAACAUCGUCCGACGCACGUCAUUCAUUUGGCCGCGAUGGUGGGCGGACUUUAUAGAAACAUGAGACAGAACCUGGACUUCUGGAGGAAUAAUGUGCACAUCAAUGACAACGUGCUGAACAUGUCUCAUGAGUUCGGCGUGGUGAAGGUCGUUUCCUGUCUGUCUACAUGUGUUUUUCCAGAUAAAACCACCUACCCUAUUGAUGAGACCAUGAUGCACAACGGUGCCCCCCAUGACUCUAAUUACGGUUACGCCUACGCCAAACGCAUGAUUGACGUCCACAACAGGGCGUUAUUUCAGCAGUACGGUCGGAAAUACACAGCCGUUAUCCCCACCAACAUGUUCGGACCCCAUGAUAACUACAACAUUGAGGACGGUCACGUGAUGCCGGGGCUGAUCCACAAGACGUACCUGGCAAAGAAGGAAGGUAAACCUCUGCAGGUCUGGGGUUCGGGUCGUGCUCUGCGUCAGUUCAUCUAUUCUCUGGAUCUGGCUCGUCUGUUUGUGUGGGUUCUGAGGGAGUACGACGAGGUGGAGCCCAUCAUUCUCUCAGUCGGGGAGGAGGAUGAGUUGACUGUAAAGGAUGCUGUGGACGCUGUGGUUGAAGGAUUCGGGUUCAAAGGGGAAGUUAUUUAUGACACUAGUAAAUCAGACGGUCAGAUCAAGAAAACCGCCAGUAUCGCAAAACUACGCAAAUACCUGCCAGACUUCAAGUUCACGCCGUUUAAACAAGCCGUCAAGGAGACGUGUGAUUGGUUUGCGGCCAAUUAUGACUCCGCCCGUAAAUGAAGAUCUUCACAUCUGAUUGGCUGCGGCGAGCCUGAACAACCGAAGUCACACUGAUCGAACACUUUCAACAACAAUUUGAUUUAUAUAUAUAUAUAUAAUUUUUUAUCAUAUAAUAUUUUUUAACUAAAAUAUUUAAAUACUUUUUUAAAAGUCACAAUCUGUUGUUUUAAGCUCUCUUUUCCUGUUCAUUUCAAGUUUUACUAAAACAUGUAUUUUAUCUGG